AUGUCGCGCCCGCUGUGCUCGUCGACCAGGACGGUCCUGCACCACUACUUCAGACAGCAACAAUCUUCGCUUGGGCGUCACGAAGGUGUAAAGAGAUGUUUGACGCGUUCUGCGGUGCUCAGCAACGCACCGCAACAGCAGCCUCGCAAACCGCGUAUUGUCCUCUCUGGCAUCCAGCCAACGGGCAUUCCCCAUCUCGGGAACUACCUUGGAGCACUCUCGAACUGGGUCAAGCUCCAAAAAGACGCAUCUCCAGAUGACGAGCUCUUCUUCUCCAUCGUCGGCUGGCAUGCCCUCACCCUACCGCAAAACCCUGCCGCACUUCGGGAGGCGCGAAGCGACAUGCUUGCCAUUCUACUCGCCAUAGGUCUUGACCCGGAGCGGUCCAUCAUCUUCCACCAGGACCAUAAUCAAGACCACGUCGAAUUAGGAUGGAUCUUUGACUGCGUGACGCCGACGGGAAAGCUGAGGCGUAUGACUACGUGGAAGACUCGCCUAGCUGCGUCGCGAAACGCAGGCUCGGAGGAUGAAGUAGACGAGUCUUUGCUUAACGCAGGACUAUUUACAUACCCCAUACUCCAGGCUGCAGACAUCCUCGCAUACAAAGCCACCCAUGUACCCGUCGGCGAAGAUCAGCAGCAACACCUCGAGCUCACCCGGGACAUCGCCGAGAUCUUCAACCGCAACUUCAGCCCCAGCCCCACGAAGCCCAUAUUCCCUCUCCCCGAGUUCAUGAACACACCGUCCAAACGCAUCCUCUCCCUCUCCGACCCCACCUCCAAAAUGUCCAAAUCCGCACCCGACACCUCCUCACGCAUUCUGCUCACCGACAGCCCCUUCCAGAUCUCCAAGAAGCUCAAACGCGCCGUGACAGACUCGAUUCGAGGCAUCACCUACGACCCCGUCGCGCGCCCAGGCACAUCAAACCUGCUUACGAUCCUUGCUGCGUGCCUAGACAAGGACGUGCACGAGGUGGCCGUAGCGUACGCGAGCAAGGGGCACGGUGAGCUCAAGUCAGACGUGGCAGACGCGGUGGAGAGUGUGUUCAAGGGCCCGCGGAAGGAGUUUGAGCGCAUCAGGGGGGAGAAGGCAUAUUUGGAGGAGGUGGCACGCAAGGGCGCAGAGAGGGCGAGGGAGCGAUCGGGCAGGGUUAUAAAGGAGGUUAGGCAAGCUCUGGGGCUUUCGUGA
This is a messenger RNA of Coniophora puteana RWD-64-598 SS2, 1188 nucleotides long. Its product is annotated as tryptophanyl-tRNA synthetase. The transcript has 6 exons. The coding region runs from base 1 to 1188 and encodes 395 amino acids. Gene Ontology annotation, cellular component: mitochondrial matrix; mitochondrion. Lineage: Eukaryota; Fungi; Basidiomycota; Agaricomycetes; Boletales; Coniophoraceae. Gene Ontology annotation, biological process: mitochondrial tryptophanyl-tRNA aminoacylation. Gene Ontology annotation, molecular function: tryptophan-tRNA ligase activity; ATP binding. The record is from RefSeq and is a predicted model, not a curated record.